Galleria mellonella (greater wax moth) is the source of this 11133-nucleotide messenger RNA. Its product is annotated as zinc transporter 2-like. Gene Ontology annotation, molecular function: zinc ion transmembrane transporter activity. Bases 245 to 1549 code for a protein of 434 amino acids. Gene Ontology annotation, biological process: response to zinc ion; zinc ion transmembrane transport. The transcript is spliced from 9 exons. NCBI's taxonomy places the organism in Eukaryota, Metazoa, Arthropoda, Insecta, Lepidoptera, Pyralidae. The record is from RefSeq and is a predicted model, not a curated record. Gene Ontology annotation, cellular component: plasma membrane.
UGAGUCGCGGAAAUUAUACAUUUUUUAAGUCGUCUCGCGUUAGUCGUCUCUUUUUAUUUACCGUUCUAGUGAUAUCAGACAAACUCUUAUUGUAAAUAAAAGACGAAUCUAUGAUAUAACUGUAUUCUAUUUACAUUGGCGUUCAGAUUAUUAACAUCUCGGUCUUUGUGUGAUUUGUAGUUAUGUGUUCGGUAACAUAGUGAGAGAAAUUUAAUUUUUUGCUAGUACUAGACUAGGCGCCAGAAUGUCUGAUGAGUUAGAAGCCAGGAUGUGGGAUGACGGGGGCUCAAGGUACGAGUCCAGGAGUCGGGGCGCGUACUUCGAGUCUGCAUUUGCAUCUUCAGAACAUUUAGAUAGAGCUCCUUUGUUAUCUGAAGAAACUUACACAGAGGUGCCGGUGUCUCCGACGCCAGAGGCCGAGCACUGCCACUGGAAGCCGCAGUCGGAGCCUCCCAGCGCGAUACCCCAGCUGUUGAUAGCUCUAGUCCUGUGCGGAUUCUUUAUGAUAUGCGAGCUGAUCGGCGGGUAUCUGGCGGGCAGUUUGUCGGUGAUGUGCGACGCGGCGCAUAUGCUCAGCGACUGUGGUGGGUUCGCACUGGCGCUGCUCGCUUUCCACUGCGCGAAGCGGCCACCCGAUGUCUACAUGUCGUAUGGAUACAAACGGGCCGAGGUGCUGGGUGCGAUGGUGUCAGUUCUUCUGAUCUGGAUUCUGACUGGUGUGUUCGUGUACGUGGCGGCCGUCCGACUACACACGGACGAGUACGACAUCGAGCCGAACAUAAUGAUGAUCGUGUCCGGCUGCGGGGUCGCCUUCAACGUCAUACUGGCGCUCGUGUUGCAUGGCUGCGCGUCAGACAUAGCUCACCACCAUACACACGGCGGCGCAGCGUGUCCACACACGCACACACAUAACCACGACGCGGACACGCCACGCGUCGGGUUCCGUCUGUUUAGAAGAUCCCGCGAACACAAACAGACGAACGGUGCUCUAGUAAAUGGUGAUUACAGCAUGAAGGAUCUGUCCAACGCUGAGGCGAAUGUCGUCGGGUCCCAGGCCAGGAAUAUCAACCUGCGCGCGGCUCUCAUACACGUGAUAGGCGAUUUGAUACAGAGUUGCGGUGUGUUGCUCGCCUCUGUGAUCAUCAAGUUUUACCCGGCGGCGAAGCUGGUGGACCCGGUGUGCACGUUCGCGUUCAGCGUGGUGGUGCUGGCGACGUCGGCGCGCGUGGUGCGCGACGCGCUGCGCAUGGUGCUGCAGGCGGUGCCGCCGCGCUUCCCGUACCGCGAGCUGGCCGCCGCGCUGGCCGCGCUGCCCGGCGUGCGCCACGUGCACUCGCUGCACGUCUGGGCGCUCUCCACGCACCACCUCGUGCUCACCGCGCACCUCGCGCUCGACGAGCUGGCGGAGGCGGAGAGCGUGUUGCGCGCGUGCCAGCAGGUGGCGCGCGUGCAGUUCCCGGUGCAGGCGGCCACGUUCCAGCUGGAGCGCUACUCGGCCGCCAUGGCCUCGUGCCGCACCUGCUGCCAGCAGCCCGCGCUCGUGCCCUGACACCUCACCACGCUCUCGCACUAGCUGCCGCCUCGAAUACGCUCUGGUGUGAAAGAGGUGUAAUAUUUCAAGUCUCGUGAACGCAGCUUUUGUGAGGUGAGUUCUAUGUCAUAUGACUGAUAUUAUAAAAGAAAGAGAAAAAGGAGACGUGGAAAAAGCUAGACUGAGCUGACUGUCCCACCGUGGAAGUGUUAAAAGGGCAUAGACUAAGAAUCGUUACAUUCGUGGCUUAAGAUUAUAUAAAAAAAAAAUAUUGGCUUAUUUUUUAUGUAACCUUCAUCUAUGGAUAGCUUCAGAAAUGCAUAAUGAAUAUAUAUACAAUUAAACAUACAACGUUGUUCAAAUUUAGAAUACCGUAAUUUAUAUUUUUUGUGAGCUCCCGAUCUUUAUUUAUUUAUUUAACUGAAUUAAGUAUAUUUCUAAAUAUUAAUUAUAUUUUUAUUUUUAAUAAAAUAUAUAAUAUAAAAUUUGUAUUAAAAAACGAAAAAAUUGUAACCUGCAUAAUAUCACAGUGGAAGGAAUAACCAGUGGUUAAACGCCUUUAACACGUUCCGAAUGAUAAUAUAGCAGCUCGGGACACUUUGCAGUGCUGCAGAGUCUAUACGUUUGACCACUGGUUGCUAAGAGUAAUAACUUGUUUAUACUGUGACCAUAUGUUAUAAAAAAAGUACAGUAUUCCAGAACAUUCCAUUAAAUUAUUUGUAUAUACAUAAUGUAAUAUUAAAUUAAUAGUAUUUUAAAUGUGCCAAUUUUUUAUUAGCAACUGUUCCAUACAUUUUUUAACAUUGUUAUUAAAUAAAUGUAUUUAGAAUUGACAUGUAUUGGACAAAUAAUUAUUUAGAGAGCACAUACUGUAAGAUUGACUCCAUCUGUAUUAAUUCUUAAUUUAGAAAAUAAACAAAGUAAAUCUCUUGAUUUAGUACAAAGACGAGCUGUGAGAAUAGACGACGAUUCCAAGCUCACAGGCGGUAUCGAGCCCUAAGGCUAAAAGUCUAAGGCCUCUUUGUGCGUUCUACCAUUUAUAUAACGGAUUGUGUUCUUAGGAAUUGUUCGAAAUAAUGUCCACAGCUACCUUUUAUCAUCUCACCGCUUGCUAUUGUCAGGGAAUUCAUUCUCACACGCUUGGACUUAAACUCAAAAACUUAAACUUAAAAAGCUCAGCCAUUUAUAAAUAGAUUUGAUUUUUUUUUAUUUGAACAGAUAUACUUUCAGAUUACUACCAUAUAAAUUUCAUCAGAAUCGGUUCAGUAGUUUGAAUCUUAAAUAAAAAUAACUGGUUUUUCCACAAUUGAAGUCAGUGAUUUGUUUUUUUUGUGAAACAAAAUCGACUUUUUCAAUUUAUUGCCCUAUAAAAAUUGUUUUUUUAAUUUACAUAGUUUGGAAUUGGGUAAUGUCGUUUGUAUACGAAGACAGUUAAUACAGGUGUUGCCAGUCUUAAAGUAUAAAUUCUCCUAAAUGUGUAAUUAGAUUUAAGGAAAAGGUAAGAGGCGCCAAAAUGAAGUUUGAUAACAAAAAUGAUAUUUACAUGACUGAAAUGCACAAUAUAAAUAAUAAGUAUUCUAUACAGAGGGUUUUUGUAAAUGCAUGAAUAUGGAAUGGUAACCCUGGGUUAUUAAUUUACGCCGUAAUUUACGUGGGGUGUCAGUGAUGAAGUUAAUAUGUAGAUAGAUUAAUUAGUCCAUAAUAUAUUUUAUAUUCUGUAGCUGUUAAAAUAAAAAAAAAGUGUAUUAUAUCUUUUUUUUUUUUAUAUAAACCAGUUUGAAUUUCUGUUUUGUUCCUCACUAGCUAAUUGUAAUUGUCGAAUGUUUAACUUGAUUAGUUAUUAAUAAAGUUAUUAGAAUUUUCCCAUAAGAUGUGAUCAUGUGGUCAGUUAUUAUUCUGUCUAUUUAUUCAGCCCACAUCCACCCACUGCUGGGAUUAUUACAGCAUUUACUUUAAAUCCAUAUUAAAAAAUAAUAAAUAGGUCAUUUUACUAAAGUUGGUGACCCUGUCACCAACUGUAGGAAUUUUGCAGGGUCACCAACUGUACGAAUUUUUCUAGAACUUUUUGUUUCUGUCCGGAUUUUAGAUAAUUGUAAGAUUGACCGAAUAUUUUUCUAUUUUAUUACAAAAAUAUUGAAGGGAUAUAAAAUUUUCGAAUUAAAAACGUAAUUUCACUGGCGUCGAUUCUGAGGCGUCAUUUCUCUAUAGCGACUUCUAAAAUUAACAUUUCAAUUUGACAUCACAGCCAAUUCUUUAUUGUGAGGAUCUAUAUGAAAUAAUUUUUGACUAGGUUGAAGUUAAAAUAAUACUAUAUUAAUUUAUAUAAUAAUAAUAAAUUAUUAGAUUAAAUUGCCUCAGAAUUGGCUCCAUUGUGUAACUGUUUAAUUUCCGGUUUUUUAGAUAUUUUCAAUUUCUGUAUUAUUAUUGUAGACCUUGUGAGAUCUGACCACAUAUUUCAGAAAACGUUAAUCCUUACAAAAUAUGGAAAUAGUGAAAAUAAUAAUACAUAAUAUAAAUAGAAUAAAAAAUGUAUUAUUAAUAGUGAAUAAUUAAAAUAAGGUUAUGUUAUAAUUUAAACAGGGUUUGAAGCUGUUGUCCAAGUCAAUUGCGACUACAAGAUAUAAUAUGUAAGAUAAAAUUAUGAUUAGUAAUAAUAGGUCUCGCUAUAUAGUAAAUGCUUUCGACAUUACAUCACUCAGAUUGAAAGUUCCGGUAGUGUGGCAACGUCGCAGUUAUGUACCAAUUUUUUUUCUAAUAAUUAAACAAUUUAUAUUAUAACGUUUCUGAAAUGAUGUUGGGACUCCCGCGCUUUUGUUGCGCAUCAGAAAUUUUCGCUCAAGUAUGUAUUGAUGGUUUCCAUGCCAUCAUUCGUCAGAAUGGCGCGUUCAUAGUGAGAAGAAUGCGUGGAAGUGGCAACACCAUCUUUAAAAUGUCAGUUGAAAAUGUCCAUGCACCUGUGAUGAUAGGAUGUGCAUUUCGUCAGGAUGAUGACUAAAACACAAAAUAAGUAUUCCCUCGUUAGUUUAACCUUCUUUACUAAUAUAAUUUUAAGUUUGUUGCCAGCAUGAAAUUUUGUUGUUUGAUUAUAAAUAAAUUUGGAAUUGUUUCUAAUUGAUUAUUUAAAAAGUGCUCUGAUAGCGAACCAAAAUAUAUGUAAUGUAAAUCAUUAAAUAAGUUGUGAUACCUACCACUAAAAGUGUUGCACUCACUUCGUAUUUUGCUUCGAAUAUAUUCAAAUAUAUAUAUUUUUGCUAUCAAAAUGCGUAUUCUCAGAUAUAACUUUAUAAGAAACUUGUUGAAAUAAUAUUUUAGUUCGCUAACAAUCAGUAAAAAAUUUAUGAAAUAUUAUUAUUGAAAUUAUUUUUCAAAAUUGACAGAUUUAAUUUCAUUCGAUGGAACCGAAAGAUGUAAUAUAUAUAGUUGUUUUAACCAUAAGAUAGUUUGCUGAUGUCAAUAGUUAGUACAAAUAAAAAAUCGAUCAGUCAAUUGAAUGUUUCGACUUAUUAUCGAUUUAAUUUAAAAACUGUUUCUGUGAUAAUUUUAACAAAAUUUCACGAAAUAAAAUACAAAAAUUUAUUAUAUUUUCAUUACGUUCUAUUGAAAUAAAUUAUGUACUUAUUUAUUUAUUUACACUUUAUUGCACCAUAUAUAAAAAUAAUAAAUACAGUUAAUUAUUAAUUAUAAUACCAACGUUGCCAUACUUCAGUAAGUUUCGAUAUGAACGCCCUAAACUUUUAUUUUUCCAGUGUUUUAAAAUAAUGCAAUUGGCUUUAAUCGCGUAACAUUCUAUUUAGUAAUUUACGCUUAUCCUUAAACAAAUGUUUUAAGUAUAUAAAUAAAUGUAUAAAAUAUAUAGUUAUAAAAUAGUUAUUAUUAUUAAUACUGAAUACUCAGACCAACAAUUAAACGUACAGAUGGAAAAUUGUAGUUUGUAUGUUGGGAAGGAAUGGUUCGAUGAAAUAAUUUUGAGGUUAAAUCUUAUUAAUGGCAACACCUUUGUAUUCGAAAAAAAAAAUUGACAUGUGAUGAACAUAUGUAAUUUUGAUACGAAUUUGUAAGUACGUUUAAUAGAUUAAGGAUCAUACUUGCGGUCCUUAAUAGAUAUGAUUAUGCAAUGACUGUAAUUGUUAAAACGAGACACCAUUAUAAGCAAAACACGGAUGUUUGGGCAAAAUAGGAUAUUUUUUGUCUUGCCCUGUAUACGAUUUUAUUUUUGGGUGACUCAACUUAUUUGCGACAUCAAAAGAUUUAUGUUUAUAUUACCCGUUUAAAUUAAAUAGCUAUGUAAUUAUUAUACGUCGCAAAUAAGAAGGUACUUUUUCUAUUUGUUCGUUUGCCCAAUGACAUCAGUCUGUUGCUAUUUCAUAUUGCAUACGCUCACAAUAUUAUAUAGGUUUUUGAGAUAUCAUAAUGAUAUCGCGUAAUGAUCCGUCUGUACAGGGUGAAAUAGAAAAUAGAGGUUCCAAUAUGAAAUUGAUAGCUGGAUUUUGAAGCUAAAAUUUGAAGUCUAUCAUUACAAACAGCACUGUGAGUUAGUAUGAAAGACUUUAAUUUGUUGUGGUUUUCCUACUUAUAUUUUUUUAGGAAAAGUCCAGUUUCUCUGAGCGUAUAGACUUAAUGGAUUCUAAUGAUUUCGUUUUAACCCCGUCAUUGAUUUGUUGGUCUGAGUUUAGGUAAUGAAACAGAAACGAGAUGAAAUAUAAUAUAUAAUAUCCACUGGAUUAUUACAAAUGUAUAGCUUAAAUUAAGAUUAUAACGAAAUUGUUCCAAAAAUAUAUUCGUAGUGUAGCUAAUGAUUGUUAUUUUUUUUUUUUUGUAAUUAGUUUUAGUGUCUGUUUACAUGUUGUUGUAAUUUAUUAACUUUUUAGAAAUAUGUAUGUAGAAAAAAUUGUUUUGAAUUAAAUUUGUUGAAUAAAAACGAAGAAAGGUUUGUACCGUGAUUUGGAUUAGUUUAUUUGACCUUUGACUUUGUAAGUAGGGUUACUAUCGAUUUUAAAAUCAAAUCAAACAAUACAUAAUUUUAUUUUAAUUUUUUUUUAUUUUGUAAUAACAUACAUCAUUUAGACAAUUCGAUAUAAAAAAAAUACGAGCUAUAAAUAUAUUUGAUUACAUAAUACCUAUUCACCCAUUUAAUACAUAAUAUCAUUUCUAAAUCUGUAAUUAGAGCCGUGAAGAAUAAGUCCGGAUAAUCGAAUAUUCGGAUAAUGAAGAUUCUAUUGUAUUACUUAAUUUAGCUUCUCUAAAUAAUUUUAAUAGUAAUUUAUAUUUAUUAAUUAAUUCAAUAUCUUGGUGUAACUUCUAUGAACAGAUCAGCAUGUAUUGAUUUUCACUUAAAAUUUAUUUUUCUAUAUAUAUAUAUAUAUAUUUUAUUAUUAGAUGUAGUUAAUGGAUUUUGUGCUCAAAUAGUGAAUUUAAUGUGAUAGCUUUUUAGAUAGUACUUGUAAAUGAUGUCAUGUUAGUUAAAUCUGACAUUUCUGCGGUAUAUAUCCUCUUUAUAUACCUAUAUAUUAUAUACAAAUCUUGUAAGUAAAUAACAAAAAAAAAUUGUAAUGGAUUAUUAUAAUAUAGUCGAAUUAAACAUUCUCAUUUUUGAAGUUGGCUAAGAAAUGUAAUUAUGUAAGAAUUAUACUCUGUACGUUAUAGCACAGUGCGAAUGACAGGUUAUUAAAAUCACGAAAAAAUACGGAUUCACUUUAACAUUUGACUUUGAGAAGUACCAAUUGUUAUUUUUUUUUUUUAUGUUUUGGAGGCGAAGUUGUACUCAAUACAAUAUUUUUAAACUGAACACUGCCAUAACUGUCAAUUGUCACACGCACCGUGCUACAAUGCGCAUAAUAUAAGAGGUAAUCUACUGCGGCUUGUUAAUUACACUAAAGAAAUAUCUAUGUCGUAAGCCAGAUCUUAGAAUUGAUCAAUUGAUGUGACCAACCAUUCAUGAAACUCCCAACGCGUCUCUAACGGUGGAUCAUUAUUAUAUCAGUCGUUAACUCUUUAGGGGGGGGGGGAUGCCAGUAGUUGCCAUGCUUGGCAGGCUGAUUGGCAACCGCAGUUAGGCUUUGACGAUGUUUAAAGAGGGACGCUUCUAUCGAUCCCUCGAACAUUAAGUUCUCUUAGUCGCCUCUUACAACAAGUCGGAAAAGGAGUGGCCCAUUCUAUGCCGGUGCCAUACGGCAUAAUGGUGGAAUACUGUCUCAUGUAACUAUAUUACGAUAUGACCACUAAUCUUUGACCACAUCACGAAGAAGCCAUGCAUUUAGCUGUUCAUAUUGUCAAACGUUGAUUUAUUCAUUGACGUGGCCAAGUUGCAUCAUGAUGUGGGCUGUAGGCAUGGGUGAUAUGGAUGCCGAUUGUGUAUCUAUCAAUUGAAUUCCUCUGGAUAUUAAUGGCGGAAAGUCAAUACCCAUUUUGAUAUCGCCCAUAUCAAUCGGAUGUCUAUUUUCGAAUAUGUAAAAAUUCUGUUAUCUAAUAAUAUUUUUUGGAUAACAUAUUCGUUAUUGGAUCAGUAUAUAGAUAUUGUAUCUAAAAUUACCAGAGGGAGACUUUGUACAAAAGUCGAUUGCUUGGGUACCUCUGUCCCAUUCGUGUUUCAACCGUGAAGCAGUUGUGUUUGCAGGGCUGUGUUUCAGUUUUGAAGGAUGGGAUAUUGUGUGAAUUUACUGGGUACAGAGAAAUAUCACCUGAGUCCUCAGGAAUGGCAACGCAUGGGGGGUAUCAUGGGCGAAACAGUAUACUCUGUUAUGUCCAUGGUAUUGCUUAUGUCUAUAGGCGACGGUUACACUUUCCAUCAGGUGGGCCGUCAGCUUGUUUGCCAUUCUAAGUUGUAUAAAAAAAAUAUAGUAAUUGUAUCUAAAAUAUAUAGAUAUUGCAUCUAAAAUAUAUGGAUAUUACUAUAUAUUACCCUAAUGAUCUUUAAUGUUCGACUAUAUCACGAAGUAUGCGUUUAGCUGUUCAUAUUGUCAAAUGCUGAUUAUUUAUUGAUUUGACGAUAUCAUAACUUUUUUUAUGCAAUUUAGAAUGCCAAACAAGCUAACGGCCCACCUGAUUACCACCGGAAAGUGGUAACCGUCGCCUAUAGACAUGAGCAGUACAUAGACAUAACAAAGUAUACUGUUUCGCUCACGAUACCCCCCAUGCGUUGCAUGUAUCUUUAUGUAGGCAGUGGGUAUUUACCAUUUCAUGAAAUACCAGUACAACCAUGUCAUGAAAUGCUCGGCUACAUCAUAAAGUGAUCAAUUCUAAGAUCUAGCCAUGACAUCUACGUUAAUAUUUUUUUUAAUGUAUAAUACGUAUUUGUUAUAUUUUCAAAUGCUACUUGUUUAGCGGGGCGGUAUACUUAAUUCGGUAAUAUAAUACGCACUUGUUGCGUAGUGUAAAUAGAAAGUUACUCAGCUGAAUAGCUGAGGUAUACAGGUUCGAGCCCUUGUGAAAAUUUAAUUAAAGUUUGAUACAUUUACAUAUGCAACAUGGCGUCGAUUCGCUGAGCCGCUAUUUCUUUAAACUUGUCUGUAACUUUAAAAUUUCAAUUUGGUAAUACAGAGAAAGUGAAAGCGAAGUGAAAAAUAUCCAAAGGUUGCCUGGAAGAGAUCACUCUUAGCGAUAUGGCAGCCUAUUGUUUUCUUAGUGUAAUAUUUUCUUGCAAUUGUUUGUAUUUAUAAUAAGUUUACUAUUGUAAUCUUACGGAGGAAACAAUAAACGGUAUCUAUCUAUCUAUCUAUUAAAGUGAAAUUUUUAUUUUAAGGACCAAUAUGAACUGAAUUUCUUACAGAUUUAAAUCAAUAUUGUAUUCAAUUUAGUUUUUUUUUUAAAGUUAAAAUAGUAAUUUUGUGAAAUUAUCAAAUUAAAGAAUUAAGAGAUAAGUUUAAAGAAAUGGCGUCUCGGAAUCCACUACAAUUAUAAAAAAGAUGUUAGAUUAAAAAUAAUAAAUGUAACGAUAUUUAUAUAUAGUGUGAAAUAGUCAUUAGUGUAAGUACAAUAUAAUGUAACCAUUUGUAUGGGGCAUGCCGUAUGGUUUCUAUUGAUGUAGCCAAGUUAUUUGUUAUAUGUGGAGCGAAGACGCCGAGGCUGUUUGCUGUUAGUUAUUGCAUUUAUAGGAUAAAUUCAAAUCGUCUUUAUUCAAAUAAACUUGUUUACUAGCACUUUUAAAUCGUCUUUUUUUUUUUAAUAUGUAAAGAUGUAAAGCUUUGCGCGAAAAAUAGGCUCUCAAGACACAGAGUUGGUGUACUUAGGAUUGCUUUUUAGGACUUGGGCCUUUAAAGAAGGCGUAUAUAUAUACUCUUAACAAUGUCUUUGUAAACCGUCGCUUGGAUCCUGAAGUGGGCAUGAAGAGGAGGGCCUCAGAAUUACGCCUAUCUAUGGCUUAGCAUCAUGUUGGCCAUAGUUUUAUACAUAUUAUACCUAUUUGUAGGAUAAAUAUGUCCUUGCUUUGUAGGGUAACAUCAGCCUGUCGGGAUGAAGGGGGGGGGGAGAUUGUUAGUAAUGGGGACUGGCGGUCUCAUAGCUAGCAAUAUACCUUAUCACUGGGUUAGUCUUGAAAUAAAAUCUAGUAAAUCGACAUUGGAAUUGAGACUUUUCGCACUAUCGAGUUGCAAAUUGAACUUACGACAUAAUGGUUCCAUACUGUUCUGAGAGAUGCAUACUAUUGUUAAUAGAUGCAUAUUAUUGUCUCUCUCUGCCUGCCCGUAUAUAUCGAUAUCGCAGGCGGAGUCAAUAUUUCAUUUUUACCGCCUUUUUUAUUUUCCAUUUUUAAACAAUUUCAUUCCAUCCCUUUAAAUAUAGAUUAGCGCAACCAUGAGAAGGAAAGACGCCGGAUGUUGGUGUCUUGUUCUGAUUCCAUAUACGUUAUGGCGAUAUGUACGUUCCUUUUUAAAAUUCAAGCAUUGAAAUGGUCUAUUCUAAUUAUUACUAUUUUUAUUCAAGCAAACUGAACUUUAAAGUACUUUGUAUAGUCAUUUUUAGCUAAGAUUAAUUUAAAUCCAUAAUUAAAUUUUAGCUGAAACUUUAUUUUUCAAACAGAAAUGGAAUUUUGUAUUUGUUUGGAUAUCAGUCAUUGAGUUCGAUUCUGAAAUGGCAUUUCUGUGAAGCUACUAACUUAAUAUUUGUUAUUUUAUAUUUUUGUGAAUUUUCUGUACCAUCUUAAACUAUAUUUAUAAUAAUAAUAACUUAAAACUAUUUGAAAUUUAGUUUAUAUUCAUUCUUAGAAUAAAGAUUUCGCUGUAAUAUUAAACAGAUUUUUUAAUUUUAGAAAUAGUUUUAGGGAAAUGGCGCUUCAGAAUCGACGUUAUUGUGUUCAGUAUUUAAAAAUAAACUGCUAACUUUUUUUUAACAAUCGCAGUAUUAUUUCCCGCCUUACACCAUGCGACGUAAUUUAUAAAUGACGACAACUUCAAGGUCUAAAACUAGCAGCAUCGAGCCUCGUAGCAGUUGCCAAAUGGUGUAACCAAAUAAAAUAUUUUUGUAUAAUAAGAUGAUAUACUUACCAUAAAUGUUAUGAUUAUGCUAUUGUUUGUUUUUUUUUUUUUUUGUUAGUAUAAUGCAUGCGUUCUCCGUCCCUGUUCGUAAAUUUUUGUUGUAUCCACUGUACUGAGGAAUAAAAUUAUAUAAUA